AUGCAAAACGUGCGCGGCGUUUUCCGCACCCGCCGCACAGUUUCCUUUGCAGAUUUUCGUCACGCGUAAACUCGCGGAAUUUGGAAAUUUAAAUUUCUUUUUGUGCUUUUAUUCGUUUUAUUGAUGUUUUCGAUAAUCACUUGGUACAGGUUCAUUCAAUUUAAUAAGGGGAUGUUCUUAUAAACAUUAUUUGUUGAUUUUACACGUGAUUUUAAAGGUUUUCUUCCCGAUCAAUAAAAGAGAAAGACGCGCAAAAUUCUUGGGAGUUUGGGUAUUUAUACUUUUUUUUCCCUUGUUCUUAGGAUCACUUUUGAAUGAUGAACUAUUUGAAAUAAAAAUCGUAACUUUCUAGCCGUAAAUUUGGGGCUCUUUAAUUUUGCAUUUUUAUCGAAAUUAUAUAAAUUUAUUUUUAUAAAAAUUUUGAUCAUGUUUGUUUUCUAUAUGCUAAUUGUACUGAUGAUAAGUAAGUUUUAUUUUUUUGCUUUUGAAGAAAUAAAAAAAGAAAUUUCUCAACGUUCAAAUUUUUGCAUAACGACCUUUUCGUGUACUUUGUUCUCUGUGAAGCACUUUUCAUAUUAUCAGUGAAAUUUGAAUAGUUUCUAAAUUUUUUCCUUCAAUUUAAUAUUGAAAUGGUUCUUUUAAUGUGAAUAUAACUUUGAACUGCUCAUUUAUCAUAUUUUCAGGAUAUAUCCAUUAGUUUUUGUCAUUUUUUCUCGAGUUUAUAUUCAAAUUUUUUGUAACUGAAUUGACUAAACGUUUUUUUCCAGAUUUAGUAGUCCAGAAGACGAUCGAUUAGUGAAUAUUUGUCUAAUUUGAAAUGUCACUGCGAUCGUCGCGUCGCAGUGGAGCCGCCGGUUCGGCCGGCGGUUUGAAUCCGGCGACAAUCUCAUUUUUUUGGAUCGUUCUCGCUUGAUUAAGGUUGGUUUUUGGGGUGGAUCAAGCACUGGAAAAUUAGAAUUAUGUUCAAUUUUUGAUUUUAUCGUACAAUUUUGUUCAGUUUUUAAAAUUUACCUCAGAAAAUUGUUUGAUUUCAAUGUUUUUUUAGGAUUUAGUUCAAUAUCCAUUACAGAACUUUGUUCAGAUCAUAUAGAAAUCUUAGAAAUUGGGUAGAUUUUAUCAUUAAGGUCAGAAUUAUGUUCAGUUAUUUUAUUUAACUUGAAAAUGUGUUCUUCUUUAUAUUUACCCUUAGAAAUUUGUUGAUUCUCGAUACUUUCCUUUAAAUUUCGGGUUUUUUUGAAAACUUAUCAUGAAAAAAAUAGAUUCAAUUUUUGGUUAAUUUUUUUCUUAGAAUUCUGUUCAAUUUCAGUAUUUAUCCAAGUACUUGUUGUUCAGUUUCACUGCAUAUUUCCGAUUUUUUUUCUUUAAUUUUAAUACUUUUUAUCUUGAAAUUUUGAUGUUUUUUUCUCAAAAUUUGCAUCUAUUUUAAUAUGUAUUUUAGAAAUUUGUUUAAUUAUACUUCUCUAGAUUUUUUUGAUUAACUUGAUAAUUAUGCUAUAAUUUUCUUCAGUUUCAAUAUUUUUCAGGAUUUUUUUCAAAUUGAAUUUAAUUUUUUUGACUUUUUUUGAUUUUUUUAGCGACUUCAUAAAUAGGAAAAAAAUAGUAAGGGAAUACAUAUUUCUAUGUAACUGAAAAAAAUACGGAAUUUUCAGGAACUAACGGAAAGAAACUUGCCAAUCAAUGGAACCCGCGGCGCCCUUGCCGAUCGCCUCUACGAUUUCGUAGUCAAUGGAACAGUUCCUCCAGAACAAUCCACUCCAACGACUUCUACCAAGAAAGAAAAGGAGAAGGAGGAAGUUGUGGAGGUAAAAAAAUGGAUAAAAAAUGUUUUUCAGGACAAUUUUAAGUGAAAAUCUCACAGAAAAAGGAGAUUUUUCGGUCUUAUUUUGAAGAUUUGUGUAAGAAAAGCUCUUUUUAAAGCAUUUUCAACAAGUUAGCUACUUUUUGAGCCAUUUUUUGCAACCAGGACUGAAUAUGAAGGGCUAGGAAAAAUGAUAUGAAUCAAUUUAAAGCUCCAUUUCGAUGAUUUAGAGAAGGAGGAAGUUGUGGAGGUAAAAAAAUGGAUAAAAAAUGUUUUUCAGGACAAUUUUAAGUGAAAAUCUCACAGAAAAAGGAGAUUUUUCGGUCUUAUUUUGAAGAUUUGUGUAAGAAAAGCUCUUUUUAAAGCAUUUUCAACAAGUUAGCUACUUUUUGAGCCAUUUUUUGCAACCAGGACUGAAUAUGAAGGGCUAGGAAAAAUGAUAUGAAUCAAUUUAAAGCUCCAUUUCGAUGAUUUAGAGAAGGAGGAAGUUGUGGAGGUAAAAAAAUGGAUAAAAAAAUGUUUUUUUCAGGACAAUUUUAAGUGAAAAAUCUCACAGAAAAAAAGGAGAUUUUUUUCGGUCUUAUUUUUGAAGAUUUGUGUAAGAAAAAGCUCUUUUUAAAGCAUUUUCAACAAGUUAGCUACUUUUUGAGCCAUUUUUUGCAACCAGGACUGAAUAUGAAGGGCUAGGAAAAAUGAUAUGAAUCAAUUUAAAGCUCCAUUUCGAUGAUUUAGAGAAGGAGGAAGUUGUGGAGGUAAAAAAAUGGAUAAAAAAUGUUUUCAGGACAAUUUUAAGCGAAAAUCUCACAGAAAAAGGAGAGUUUUCGGUCUUAUUUUGAAGAUUUGUGUUAGAAAAGCUCAUUUUAAAGCAUUUCCAACAAGUUAGCUACUUUUUGAGCCCUUUUUUCAAACCAGGAAUGAAUAUGAAGAGUUAGGAAAAUGAUUUGGAUCAUUUUCAAGUUACCUAUCGAUGAUUUAGUGGAAGAGGAAGUAGUGGAGGCGAGAAAAAUAAUAAAAAAAACCCGUUUUUCGGGACAAUUUUUGAGGUUAUUUCUAGGGAAAAGCUUCAAAAAAGCUCUUUUAAAAAUAGAUUUAGUUCUAAAGCUUAUUAAAGUAAUGUUAUAGGGUUACAGAAACUUAGAAAGAAUGAUUUUUUGAAGGUUAGCAAAACAAAAGGGAGAAAAAAGGACUGAGAAACGAAGAAAUCUGUAUUUUUGAAGAAUUCUGAAGCAUUUUUUAAACAGAAAAAGGUCUCAAACUCAUGAAUUUUUAGAUAAAUUGUAAGAAAGAGCUUCAGAAAUAGAAAAAAACCUGUUUUGGUCUUUUUAUAAGUUUUCAAGCCUUUUUAAGCCAUAGUAUAAGGGUCAAUCAAUAUUCACAGAAGCGUUUUUUGAAGGUUAGAGAUUUAAAAUUGCUAUAAAACUGAAAAAAAUCUGCAUUUUUUUAAGAGUUUCGAGGCAUUUUUUUGAAUGGAAGAGGCAUCAAAAUCAUGAUUUUUUUAAAAGUUUUAAGUAGAAGCUUCAUAAUUUUUCUAACAUUAUUUUUGCUCUAAAGCUCGCUUAAGUUAAAGUAUAAAAGUCUCUGAUUUUUUUACGGAAAUGGCCUUUCAACGGUUAGUAGAAUAAAGAUUAAAAAAAUUGAUGUGUAGCUGGAAAAAAAUGCACAUUUUAGAAGGAUUUUGAAUCUUUUUUUAUCAUCAUAUUAGCUCAUUUUAAGGUACGUUUCAUAAGAAAAAAAGGCCUCAAAAUCAUGAAAUCGAAAAAAAUUCUCGUUGAGGCUAUAUUUCCUGCACUUUUUGUACAAAAUCUGCAUCAAAAACAUGAAUUUUCAUAUUUUUAGCCUCCAACCGAAGAAAUUGUUGAAGAAAAGCCAGAGGAACCUGUUCCUAUCAAAACUCCAACACCGAAAAAGGGCAGGAAACCACGAAAAUCCCAAGCGGAAAAGGUUUAAAAGUCCAAAAAAGGGUUUAAAAUAUUAAUUUUCAGGUCACUGAAACUGUAGUAUCGGUUAAAGUUGAGGAAGAAGUCGUGGAAACGGUUAUAUCGCCCAAAAAAACGACGGAGUAGUGGGGUUGGUUUGAAAAAAAUGAAAUUGAGAUUUUCAUGUAUUUUUUUACAGAAAGAAGUCCAUUAAAAACCAAAAAAAUGAAGAUAUUUUUUUUAUUUGCUUCGAAAAAUUCUAAAAAUUCCCCCAUUGAACAAAUGAAAAUGAAAGAUUUUUUUCAUACGUCUCGAAAAAUUCCAGACCUUAGCCCAUUAAAAAAACCGAAAUGGAAGACUUUUUCUCUAUGUUUUUUUCAUCUGAUUAGAAAAAUUCCAGAACCCCAUCCCCGGUGAAAGGGACAAAAAAAUCAAGAAAAAAAUCGGAUUUUCAUAUUUUUUUCUCAGAAAGAAGUUCAUUAAAAAAAUUGAAAUGGAAGAUUUUUUUCUCUAUUUUUUUAUUUGAUUCGAAAAAUUGCAGGCCGCCCCCCUAAUCGAAGCGAAGUGACAAAAAAAUCAAGAAAAAUUCAGAUUUCAUAUUUUUUUAUCUCCAGAAAUGAAUUUAUUAAAAAAACCAAACCCCCCUGGUGGAGGUGACAAAAAAAGUUGUAAGAGAAUCGAGAUUUUUUUAUGAAAAAUUCCAGAGAAAAACAAGCCGCCCCACCGGCGGAAGUCGAAAAAAAGUGACGACUGUAGUGAAAAAUCGAGCAGGAGACGGUGACGUCAUUCGAUUUGAUGACGUCAGGUCCUUUGAUCCUGCGGAGCCGUCCCCGAAAAAAAGAAGGCCAAGGUUUGAGAUUUGGAGGAAUACAUAAUUAUCAUGAUUAUUUCAAAAUGUAUUCUAUUUUGAUCUUCCUUUCAAAAUUAUGCUCAUUUUCAUUUUUUUUCAUUUUUGUUCAUUUUUUUUUGUCCAUUUUCAAAUUUAUCUCUGAUCCUCCUGAAUUCAGCUAUCUUUUUCACUCUCUGACGGUUACUCUGAGUUUUGUGGAUUCAUUUUGAACACGUCAUACUAUGAAGGUCAUAUCAUAUUUCAGGCCUUAUUUUUUUCUAAAAACUGAAAAAUGAAGCGGGAAAGUAAUGGAAGAAAAUGACUUUUUUUUUCCCCCAAAAUAAGGAUUUUAUCUUUUUUAGGGUCUAGGAAUGAUAAAAAUGGUCUUCUGGAUAAAUUUUGACAUUUUUUUUGAACCUGUAUUUUUUGUGUUGUUUGAAAUGUUCAAAUAGACAUUUUUUCGACAUAAAAAGCGAUUUUGAAGGGCUUUUUGAAGGUUUAUCAAUCGAUUUUGAGAUGAAUUUUGAGAAAAUCCACUUUUUUUUCGAUUUUUAACGGUUUUUCAGUGAAAACAUGGCUCAUAGGGGAAUGAAAACUGGAUUUUUUGAGGAAUUUGACGUUUUUAUGCGUUAAAUCCUACGUUUCUUCAAGGAAAUCCGAAAAAAAGUAUGAACUUGGUUAAAAAAAUGACAGAAAACUUUUUUUUUAGCCAUUUCGUGAAAAUUAGAGCGCAUUUUUCAGACUCUGAACCAUUAGAAAAACUCCAUUUUCUUUUUUUUGAGAAAUUUUGAUGGGGUUUCAAGUUUUUUCCUGUGUUUCUCAAGCAGAAAAUCAACGAUUCCGAGGAAAUUACACUUUUCCAGAAGGCGAAAGAAGUCAAAAAGGAGACGGUUGAACAAAUUGAACGGGUCGAACAAUCCGACAACGGUGUGA
Molecule: messenger RNA, 5476 nt
Organism: Caenorhabditis auriculariae
Lineage: Eukaryota; Metazoa; Nematoda; Chromadorea; Rhabditida; Rhabditidae
Source: the annotation of a GenBank genome assembly